AGCAGAGGAAAAAUUCGUAUGUUUAAAGUUGGCGCGUUGAAUCGAUAUCGCUAAGGAAUGUCGGUAGGAGGCGUUACAAACGAUGAUGGCGGAGCGUAGUGACAAACGACGAAAGCUCCCGACUCGGCGCGAUGAGGCGAGGCGUCAGUGAAGCGCGCCGGCAAUACACGGCAGUAUGGCUUCGGCUGCCGGCGGGUUCACGUUCUUAGUGUUUCUUCGUGGUGUCACGCCGCAUUCUCGGCCGCGAGUGUGCGUGUUUUCGUGAGUUUAUAUUUUGUGAGAGAAAUAAAGAGAAAGAAAGAGAGAGAAAAGUCUCUAAUAAAGUUACGAGAGAGAAAGAUUAAGGAUAUUCGCGCGCGCGAGAGAAAGAAAGAAAGAGAGAGAGAGAGAGAGAGAGAGAGAGAGAGAGAGAGACAGACAGACAGAUAGAUAGAGAUAGAGAUAGACACGACCACCCUUGAACAUGCGGCGAAACGUGAAAAUAGUGCUCCUUCUGUCAUGCGCCUGGAUGUUCGUCUUUGUUUACUAUUAUCACACAUCCAGAGAUACCAAGAACGAGAACAGAGCAUUGCGAUUGAAGGAACCCGCAUCCUUGGCCCUAUCCGCUGGAAAUGCCGGUGGUUACAUGGACCCAGAUGGUACUGCCAUUGCGAUGUCGUCCGAACUUCAGCCUGCUCCUACACCCGAUCCAAGAGUCACUUGGAAUUACUUCGACGAGCAAGGGUACGUUUCGCGAGGUGGUCUGCGAGCUGGUGAGGACCCAUACGCAAGAAAUAAAUUCAAUCAAGAAGCCUCCGAUGGUCUUCCAAGCAAUAGGGAUAUUCCUGAUACUCGUAGUGCUAUGUGUCGGAUGAAACAAUGGAGAAGAGAUCUUCCACCAACUUCCGUCAUAAUCACUUUUCAUAACGAGGCCAGAUCGACGUUGUUAAGAACCGUAGUCAGCGUACUCAAUAGAAGCCCUGAGCAUCUGAUCAAGGAGAUCAUAUUGGUCGAUGAUUUUAGCGAUCAUCCUGAAGAUGGCGAAGAACUGUCAAGGAUUCACAAAAUACGAGUGAUCAGAAACGAAAAAAGAGAAGGUUUAAUGAGAUCGAGAGUUCGAGGCGCAGAUGCGGCCACUGCUAGCGUUUUAACGUUUCUAGACUCUCACUGCGAGUGCAAUGCUGAUUGGUUGCAACCCCUUUUAGAAAGAGUAGCAGAGGACCCAACGAGAGUUGUUUGUCCUGUAAUCGACGUUAUCAGCAUGGAUACGUUCCAAUAUAUCGGUGCAUCGGCAGAUUUGAGAGGAGGCUUCGAUUGGAGUUUGGUUUUCAAAUGGGAAUAUUUGAGCCAAGCUGAAAGACAAGCGCGACAAAAGGAUCCAACGCAAGCAAUCAGAACGCCGAUGAUAGCUGGUGGAUUAUUUGUCAUCAAUAAAGCUUAUUUCGAGAAACUUGGAAAAUAUGACACCCAAAUGGACGUCUGGGGUGGUGAAAAUCUUGAAAUAUCCUUCCGAGUAUGGCAAUGCGGUGGCAGUCUAGAAAUUAUUCCGUGUUCUCGAGUAGGCCAUGUCUUUAGAAAACGUCAUCCUUAUUCAUUUCCUGGUGGUAGUGGGAAUGUUUUCGCACGGAACACGAGACGUGCCGCUGAAGUAUGGAUGGAUGAAUAUAAACAAUUUUAUUAUAAUGCUGUACCUCUUGCACGGAACAUUCCUUAUGGAAAUAUUCAAGACAGAAUGGAACUGAAACGAGAGCUGGGCUGCAAGCCCUUUAUUUGGUAUUUGAAACACGUCUACCCCGAAUUGGUGAUCCCUACGAGCGAGGGUGGUCCAGGAGGAUCUCUGAAGCAAGGCACGGCUUGUCUGGAUAGCAUGGGCCAUUUGCUAGAUGGAAACGUUGGUUUAUAUCCCUGCCACGAUACCGGUGGCAAUCAAGAAUGGGGUCUCACCAAGGAUGGUCUGAUAAAGCAUCACGAUCUUUGUCUGACGUUACCACUUUACGCGAAAGGUACGACGCUCCUCAUGCAGGUUUGCGACGGCAGCGAAAAUCAGAAGUGGCGACACUUGGAAGGUGGUCUCAUAAGGCACUCCAGGAUUCCCGUCUGCGUGGAUUCCAGAUAUCACGCUCAACGUGGAAUCACCGCGGAGAAAUGUGACUCUAAUGCGGAAACGCAGAGGUGGCAUCUCUACAAUCACACUCACUAACUUCCAUCGUCCUCUCGAUGAGAACAAUCACCUUACUCGACCGCGUAAUAAUACGUCUUUCGUCUCACGAGCUCGCCGAAUCUUCCAAAGGAUCGAUUGUUUCGUUCGUUCGAUCGUUAAAACGAACGUGCGAAACGAAUUCGUCCCAGAGAGAAGGGAGAUUUCUUCUCCGUCUUUUCCUUCUUCUUCUUCUUCUUCUUCUACUACUAUUUCUUCAUCAUCAUCUUCUUUGGGCCUAGAAAAAAUCGUCGUUCUUGAAACGAAUCACGGACCACAUUCUCGGUUUUUUUUUCUUGAACCAAUCGGUACGAUGACUCCGGAUUUUUUAUAUUAUAAAACGUGCUACAUGAUAUAAAAAACCAAAAAAAAAAAACAAAAACAAAAACAAAAAAAAAGAUACAAUAAAAAAAAGUGUAAGGACUUCGCAUGUUCCCAUCGAAAUUCCCUUACGAUUUGAUUUGCGCGAAUAUUUAAAUAUCUAAUGAUCUCAAAAUACAAUCGCUCGAGCGAUUAUUUUUAUGCAUUUAUUUUCAAAAUAUAUAUUUUCCUUUACCUUCCCUUUUUUAAGUUGGACGUUACUUCAGUAUUGUGGUAUUUUAAUAUAGAAGAUACUUGACGAGAGAUUUUGCUUGUGAAUACCAAUUUGAGAUUAUAAUUUUACUAGUAUAUACGUUAUAUAGAACAAAGAAUCGAUAGAGCAAUGUGUGUACGUUUUGACAUGAGAUAAUCCUAGGUUCGAUUAUUAAUAUUUUAAUGUUUUUUUUUUUUUUUUUUUCUUACUCUUUACUAGUCAUUCGCGAUGAUAUGUCUGCUUUCCACAAGUUUUAUUUUUUAUUGUAAUCUAGGAAAAGAUGCAUGCGUGGAGGAACGAGAAUAUUAUUUCUUACGGCUUGACGAUUAUCGAUGGUCGACGAUAGGUCGUAGAUCGAUUCGAGAAGCUUUUUAGUCACGUCUUUACGAGUCUGAAAAAUUCAUCUACGCUGCGUCCAUUCUCUUCUUUUUUUCUUUCUUUUCUUUUUUAUAUAUAUAUAUACAUACAUACACAUACAUAUAUAUAUAUAUAUAUAUAUGUGUGUGUGUAUAUGUGUGUGUAUAUAUAUACAUAGCAGAUUUUAAUCAAUUUUUAGAGCGUUCGAUUGCAUCGAUAUUUUUUGUCUCCAAUCCGUUAGAUUGGAAUCGUGAAACAAAGCGAAUGUUUCAACUCCACGCUCUAUGAUUCUCGAUAAAGAGAUUUAUUUUUGUAAGAAAUUAUAUAUGUAUUUACUUGGUUGUGCAAACGGAUGGGAAUCGCGAUACGAUUAGCGUGUAAUGAUUUAACACAUUGCGGACCGAUCAAUCGAUAAACUAUAUAAUUUCGUUUAGAUCUCUUCGGUGAAACGUAUAGAAACAAUUAGUAUAAUUAAUUAUUACAAGGAUCUCCGCAACGCGUUAAAUGCAAAUGCGAAAGUACAUAUACACGGUGACUUAUAUAGCAAUAUGACGCAGGUCUUACAAUUUAGGCAAAUCGGCAUGUGAGAUGGCUUUUUUAUGGCCUCGACUUUCCGCCGAUAAACGAUUAUAACUGCCGCCGUUUUUGCGCCGGAUUCGCAUCUAUCGGAGGUUUGAAAUUUAAUAUUGUACGAUAUUGCGCGCUUUGCAUUGAGCUUUUGUAUAAUAUUGCGCCCAUCCGAGUGUCAUCUUCAAUGUUGACAACCGUAGUCGAAAAUGUUUGUUGGGAGAUUGUUUUUUUACAUAUUGGUACUUUAAAUAGGCGAUAACAUGUUUAGUGUAGAUAUUAUAAAUGAUCGAUAUGUUCUUGAGAGAUGGCAGAAAGAAAGAAAACGAUUGUUCGUUAAUAACAAGUAUAUUGUACAUUUAAAUUAGAAAAUGAGAAAAUGAUAUAAACACGUGAAUACAUUACACAUGCCUGCGUAUUCGUAACAUUAUCAUCCAAAUUUUAUGCGUUAUCUUUAAAUUUAAUUUUUAAUUUUUAUUCGAUAAAAUUUAUGAAAAUUAAAUUUCAUUUUACAAACUUUUACUCGAUGAAGAUUUGUUUUUCAAAUGUUUAACUCUAAAGAAAAAUAUCAUUGAAAUAAAUUAAUGAAUAAUUUAUAUGAAUUGUAAUGUUGUGUGUAUGUUGGUUAUGUACAUACAUAAAUAUAGACGAAUUCUGUGCGUCUGUUUCAUAUUUAAGAUACUUUCGCAAAGUGAAAAUGUGGUAGGCGCGCGUACAGGUGCAAGAAUUGUAGACUUCGUGAUGAAAGUUGGGCCUUGGGGUAUUCUGAACUAGGAUUUGAACCUGGGUCUUUCGCUUUCCGGCCAAUUUCAACCUCACGAAUGCCUACUUUAUUAAAAAUGGAGAUGGUCACUCCCACAGAAUUAUAUGAAAAAAGACCUUGUAAAUAAUUUCAUAUAUUCUAUUAAUUAAUUAUCUUUCUCCCGUCCUAACUUCUCGAAAUAAUACUUCUUUGCUAUAAUAAAAAAAUAUGAAUACUUUUUCUCUUUGCUUCCGUGCAUGACGAACAAGUUGAAACUACGAAGUUUCUCUACCAUAAUUACGCUGAUACCUGUAAAUAAACCUUAUCACGUGAAAAUAUAAAUAUAAAUUAAUGAAAGAAUGAAACAUUGUACUUUCCAAGUAUAUAAACUGUAUUAUAAUACUGAAAAUUCGAGAUUAAGUUAAGAUAAUAAGUAAUCAGUCAAUGUUAACAUUCGUAUCCUAUAAAAUAUCUUUGUAAUUGACGAAGAAACGUUGUUACAAGUAAAAUACGAAGGCUGUAUAGCGAACUAUUCCUUACGUAUUGUUAUUUGCGGUUUCUUCUGAAUAAUUAGAAAAAUGAAUUUUUCUAUAAGAGAGUGUAAUCAUAAUCGAAUAUUUCGAAAAAAUAACGAAUAUUUUAAAGACGAUUAGUACAUAUUAUGAAAAAAAUAAAAUCAUUAUGAUUUUAUAAUUCAGCAUCGAUUAUAUUUAGAUCGCAUAUGUUGAAAAAAUAAUUUUUUUUAAAUUAAAAUUCCGAAAUUGUCCUCAAUAUCAUCUUUUUAUUUUAUAUAGAUUAAUUUCUUUUCAAAACAUAAGGAUCAACAUUCUCUUCCAUCCUAUUCGCAAAUGUAUAAUAAUUAUUACAUAUACAUAAAU
Molecule: messenger RNA, 5294 nt
Organism: Vespa velutina
Lineage: Eukaryota; Metazoa; Arthropoda; Insecta; Hymenoptera; Vespidae
Gene: Pgant2
Product: polypeptide N-acetylgalactosaminyltransferase 2
Exons: 10
Coding region: 464-2179 (571 amino acids)
Cellular component (GO): Golgi apparatus
Source: RefSeq, a predicted model, not a curated record